Messenger RNA from Hevea brasiliensis (rubber tree), 1938 nucleotides. Its product is annotated as protein DETOXIFICATION 16. Gene Ontology annotation, molecular function: antiporter activity; xenobiotic transmembrane transporter activity. The record is from RefSeq and is a predicted model, not a curated record. The transcript is spliced from 7 exons. Gene Ontology annotation, biological process: xenobiotic detoxification by transmembrane export across the plasma membrane. Gene Ontology annotation, cellular component: membrane. Bases 102 to 1466 code for a protein of 454 amino acids. NCBI's taxonomy places the organism in Eukaryota, Viridiplantae, Streptophyta, Magnoliopsida, Malpighiales, Euphorbiaceae.
AACAUAAAUCAGUUGCCAACUUGGGUGCCUAAUUUAAUAGCCUUCUUCCUCGAUUACGUGCACAUCCUGAGAUUUCAAGCAAGAGAGAUCAUAGCAACUGGAUGGAUCAAGUAGCCUUCAACAAUUCUCCUGAAUCCCCAUUGAUUUCUAACUCUGAAACUGCUACUCAUCCUGCCAAAAAAAGCUAUGACAAAACUGAGAUAAUCACUGAACUCAAGAAACAAAUGAGCUUGGCAGGACCUCUAAUUUUUGUCAGUUUCUUGCAAUACAGUCUACAGAUGAUCUCGGUCAUGUUUGUAGGCCGUCUCGGAGAGCUGUCUCUUUCAAGUGCUUCAAUGGCUACUUCAUUUGCGGGAGUUACUGGUUUUGGUUUCAUGCUGGGAAUGGGAAGUGCACUAGAGACAUUCUGUGGGCAAGCCUACGGAGCACAACAGUACCAUAUGCUGGGUGUGUACAUGCAAAGAGCUAUGCUAGUUCUUGUACUUACAAGCAUCCCUAUAUCAUUGAUUUGGCACUUCACAGGCCAGAUUUUCAUAAGCCUCAAGCAAGACCCACAAAUUUCAAUCCACUCAGGAAUCUAUGCACGGUGGUUGAUCCCUGCCAUUGUUCCAUAUGGUCUUCUUCAGUGCCAGCUUAGAUUCCUACAAACCCAGAACAUUGUUUGGCCAUUGGUGUUAAGUACUGGCAUCACAAGUUUGGUCCAUCUUCUCAUUUGCUGGACAUUCAUCUUUAGAUUCGGCUUUGGCAAUGAAGGGGCUGCCCUGUCUAUUGCAAUCUCUUACUGGACCAAUGUGCUUAUUUUAGCUAUCUAUGUCCAAUUUUCUCCAACAUGCCAAAAUACUUGGACAGGUUUCUCCAGGGCAGGAACCAAAAAUCUGCUUAGUUUUCUUAAAUUGGGAAUACCUUCAGCUCUAAUGGUUUGCUUGGAACUCUGGUCGUAUGAGUUUUUAGUUAUUAUGUCAGGUCUACUUCCAAAUCCGAAACUAGAAUUGUCAAUGAUGAGCAUCAGCUUGAAUACGAGUUCUGUGGUAUUCAGAAUCCCCUUUGGCCUCGGUAGUGCUGUGAGCACAAGAGUUUCAAAUGAGUUAGGCUCUGGGAGACCUCAUGCUGCACAUUUGGCAGUACAGAUUGUAAUUUUCUUGGCACUUAUAGAGAAUUUAUCACUAAGCUUACUUCUAGUUGCAGUUAGGGAUGUUUGGGGUUUCUUGUACACUAAUGAAAAGGAAGUUGUAAGAUAUUUGGCAUCUGUAGCGCCAUUGCUUGCAUUAUCCAACUUCAUGGAUGGGAUACAGACUGUGCUCUCAGGUACUGCUAGAGGUUGUGGGUGGCAAAAGAUUGGUGCAUGUGUAAACUUAGGAGCUUACUACGUUGUAGGCCUACCUUCUGCUAUAGUUCUGACUUUUUUCUUCCACUUAGGAGGAAAGCUAAUUGUUGCAGGGACUUUGGAUGGGAAUCAUAUGUGGUAGUUCUAUACAAGCUGUUUUGCUUUUAGCCAUUACUAUGCACGCUAAUUGGGAGCAGGAAGUACAUAAAUAUAUGUCUUUCCUUUUAAGGCCAUCUAUAAGUUAACCACAUGAAUGGAUUUUUGUUCUAAUUUUCUGUAUUUCUCUCAGGCCAAGAAGGCCAAGGUUAUGGUAUGUGCUUCCAGAAUCUCAACAGAUGAGCCUACGGAAGUAGUUUAAUUAGUAACUGUUGCUGCUCGGAGUGUUGGCUCUAUGCAGAUGUGGACAUGAUCAGUGCAAAGUGACCAAGCUCAAGUUCUAAAACAUAAUAUGAAACAAUCUAAGCACUUGAGAAAUUCCGUUUCCUGUCUGAAGAUUCAACAUCUACCAGCCAGGAAUUUCCAAAUGAUAUUUCCCUUCCAAUUUCUGAGAAAAAUACAUUAAGAACUAUAUAUUUUAGGACCUUAAUUUUCUAUUAAAUUAUUUUUAUUUUUCA